AUGCAGCGCUUCACCCCAGCUAGAACGGCACCUGCCCAGACGUUCAUCGUCGACUCACGCCUCGUUGUGGGCGGGGUCUACGUCGUCGUUCACGCUCUCACCGCGUUAGGACAAGAGAUGAAAAUGCACUGGAGUCUGUAUCAUCACUGCCAUGUGUCGAGGGGAGGCUGGAAGAUCCAUAUCAAGGACGAUACGGGACGCCCGGGCCACUGGGUAUACGACCAGGCAUUCACGUCGAGCCUCAUGAAGUCCUUCCUCCUCGUCGGUGCCAUGCGCAUCGGUCACUGCGCAGUCGACAACGGCGACGCUCUCAGAGAGAUUACUCAGAGCAUCCCGGCCGACAAGGUGCCGCCUGGGUUCCCCAACCUUACUUGCCGGACGUGGGUCCUCACGGCCGUGCGCCAUUUCCGCGCCGCUGGCUAUGUGCAGUGCAACAGCGUAACCGCUCUGGAGACGGAGAUCACGGCGUGGGGCAGGGAGCACUACAACGCCGCCGUGCUCGCGUAUCAGCCCAGGCCCAUUAUUGACUCGGCUCUAUGCACCCUUCCCCGGGGUCAGUGA
This is a messenger RNA of Trametes versicolor FP-101664 SS1, 561 nucleotides long. RefSeq lists its product as uncharacterized. The record is from RefSeq and is a predicted model, not a curated record. NCBI's taxonomy places the organism in Eukaryota, Fungi, Basidiomycota, Agaricomycetes, Polyporales, Polyporaceae. The coding region runs from base 1 to 561 and encodes 186 amino acids. The transcript has a single exon.